Molecule: messenger RNA, 759 nt
Organism: Durotheca rogersii
Lineage: Eukaryota; Fungi; Ascomycota; Sordariomycetes; Xylariales; Xylariaceae
Exons: 1
Coding region: 447-698 (83 amino acids)
Source: RefSeq, a predicted model, not a curated record
UAUGUCGGUCAAAUCCUACGUGACCCGCCUCCAUUUCUCAAACUUGGGCUGAACCCGGCACCACUGUCUGUGUUUUUAUGUCUGUAACUUGUCCCUUCGUCCGUCGUGGCUCGCCAAGGGCAAGACAGUUAUUACGUGUGUAGGCCUGGAUCCGCUAUCUGUAUCAAUCCGAUCCUGAGUUUACACGCAGCUAUCGUUACAUAGGUGCAGUACGCAACUCUCUACGCUUUCUCUACCUACGUACACACAUACGCAGUGGCAACCUGCUCGCUUCAAACAGGAGGAAACAUCGCAGAGCUCGUCUCGAGGUUCUCCAUUCCUCUAAGCCCCCCCGUGCGAAGCCCUCUGUCUUACCCCGUCUUGCCUCGUGACGUGUGAAGGGGUUGCAGGCAGGGCCGCCGGGAUCUCGUAAAAUAAAUCAGGUAAGCCUCGCAGCAAUAUCAGACAUGCAGCUGUUUUUUCGGCAUCACCUCCGUCACCAUCGUCAGCAACACCACGCGUAUCAUCUCAUUGGACGCGGUUGCGCGGUACCUGCCUACUUACUGCUAAGGUGCUUGCGUGGCUGCGUGCUGUCCCCUGUCUGCGUCCUUGACCUCGAACACCUGUUUUUUUUUUUUUCCUUCUCUCCUUCUCGACCCUUUUUUAUUUUCCUCAUUUUUUUUCUUUCUCUUGUUGACACUUAUCAUUAUUAUUAUUAGCCCUUGGGGUCAGGUUGGCCGGCGACCUGCACGGCUUUGCAUGAACGUUUGUGGGCCGUCU